UAUAAUUCUAUUGAAAAGGGCAUAGCAACACUAUCUGGAAAAUUGGCAGGUAUUACUCUACCAAUCGAUCACUUUGGGACGUAUCUAGAUACACAAGGUAAAGUGAUUAAUCCAGAAUUGGCUCUUCAAAACUUUCGAUAUGCCGGAGAG
Molecule: messenger RNA, 150 nt
Organism: Funneliformis geosporum
Lineage: Eukaryota; Fungi; Glomeromycota; Glomeromycetes; Glomerales; Glomeraceae
Source: the annotation of a GenBank genome assembly